Ceutorhynchus assimilis (cabbage seed weevil) is the source of this 1270-nucleotide messenger RNA. The record is from the annotation of a GenBank genome assembly. NCBI's taxonomy places the organism in Eukaryota, Metazoa, Arthropoda, Insecta, Coleoptera, Curculionidae.
UUCAACCUCCUCAAAUCUAUUCUGGGUGAAAGGGGGGAGCGAUCCUGCUGCCCGGUAAGGAGCCCAACGUAAGCUGAUAGUACCACGUCCAAGUCGAGCUCCUUAGUCGCUUUUAAACCGCGUUGCGUGUACCGGCGUAAUAUUUAUAUACGUUUUACGUUUUCUUCAGAGUACUAAGAAAAAAACUCAGCAGCCAUGGACGCGAUCAAGAAGAAGAUGCAAGCGAUGAAGCUUGAAAAAGACAACGCGUUGGAUCGCGCUACCUACAACGAACAAUUGGCCAAAGAUGCCAAUCUUCGUGCCGAAAAGGCCGAAGAAGAAGCACGUCAACUCCAAAAGAAGAUUCAGACCAUUGAAAAUGAUCUUGACCAAACCCAAGAACAACUUACCCAAGUUUUGGGAAAAUUGGAAGAAAAAGAAAAAGCCUUCCAAAACGCUGAAUCCGAAGUGGCCGCCCUCAACCGUCGUAUCCAACUUUUGGAAGAAGAUUUGGAACGUUCCGAAGAACGUCUCGCCACUGCCACAGCUAAAUUGGCCGAAGCUUCACAGGCAGCAGAUGAAAGCGAAAGGCAACGCAAGAUUCUCGAGAACCGCUCGUUGGCAGAUGAAGAACGUAUGGACGCUUUGGAGAACCAGCUUAAAGAAGCCAGAUUCUUGGCAGAAGAAGCUGACAAAAAAUACGAUGAGGUAGCCCGUAAAUUGGCCAUGGUAGAAGCUGAUCUUGAAAGAGCAGAAGAACGUGCCGAAGCUGGCGAAUCCAAAAUCGUAGAACUUGAAGAAGAACUUCGCGUAGUAGGUAACAACCUUAAAUCCCUCGAGGUCUCUGAAGAAAAGGCCAACCAACGCGAAGAAGAAUACAAAAACCAAAUCAAGAACUUGACCACCCGCCUAAAGGAGGCUGAAGCCCGUGCUGAAUUUGCCGAACGUUCAGUGCAAAAAUUGCAAAAAGAGGUCGACAGACUAGAAGACGAACUUGUCGCAGAAAAAGAACGUUACAAGGAAAUUGGAGACGAUUUGGACACUGCUUUCGUCGAACUUAUUUUGUAGAUUCCUCCUUUAUCCCACUCUCUUUUAAGUUUUGUGUUCGUUAAUAAUUUUACAAUUUGGUUAAGCGACUCUUUUGACAUCUUUUUAAUGACUAAUUUGCAAAAUUAUUGAAUCACUUAUGUUUUUUUCUUCUUUUAGAUUUAUUUGUGUUUCAAAUGUAAGAUUUCUAACUUUGUUGUAGUACCACAAACAAAUGGAAAUAUAUUUAUUUAUGCACUUAUUA